Molecule: messenger RNA, 1523 nt
Organism: Phodopus roborovskii (desert hamster)
Lineage: Eukaryota; Metazoa; Chordata; Mammalia; Rodentia; Cricetidae
Gene: Cpvl
Product: carboxypeptidase vitellogenic like
Exons: 12
Coding region: 5-1441 (478 amino acids)
Biological process (GO): proteolysis
Molecular function (GO): serine-type carboxypeptidase activity
Source: RefSeq, a predicted model, not a curated record
AGAAAUGGUUGGCAUCAUAUCGAAGGUGAUUGUUUCACUGAUCCUGUUUAUGGUCAGCCCUGGUGAUGGACUGUUUCGCUCCAUAUACCGAAGCACCUAUGUUUCCAUGCCACUCAGGGGAAAUGCAGGACGGCCUCUGUUUCUUAGCCCUUAUAUCAAGGCUGGGAAGAUCAAGGAAGGGCAAAAGAAGAGCAUAGUCAGUCCUCUCCCUGGAAUGAACAUGAAGAGUUAUGCUGGCUACAUCACAGUGAAUAAGACUUACAACAGCAACCUCUUCUUCUGGUUCUUUCCAGCUCGGAUACAGCCUGAGAGUGCCCCAGUAGUCCUCUGGCUUCAGGGUGGUCCUGGAGGGUCAUCCAUGUUUGGACUCUUUGUAGAACAUGGGCCUUAUAUUAUCACAAAUAAUAUGACUGUUCUUGCUAGAGACUUCCCUUGGACCACUACCCUUUCCAUGCUUUACGUGGAUAAUCCAGUGGGCACAGGCUUCAGCUUCACUGACAGUAUCCGGGGAUAUGCCAUCAGUGAGGAUGAUGUAGCCCAAGACUUAUACAGUGCGCUGAUUCAGUUUUUCCAGCUGUUCCCCGAGUAUGUGAAGAAUGCCUUUUAUGUCACUGGGGAGUCUUAUGCAGGGAAAUAUGUGCCAGCCAUAGCACACUAUAUCCACUCCCUCAACCCUGUGAGGGAGCUCAAGAUCCACCUGGAAGGAAUAGCCAUCGGAGACGCAUACUUUGAUCCAGAAUCGAUUAUAGGAGGGUAUGCAACAUUCCUGUACCAAAUUGGCUUGUUGGAUGAGCAGCAGCAACAGUCCUUCCAGAAUCUUUGCAACAAGUGCAUAAACUACAUCAAAGACCAGAACUGGAUAAAGGCCUUUGAAAUCCUGGAUAAGCUGCUGGAUGGUGAUUUGACAAAUGAUCAAUCCUUCUUCCAGAAUGUGACAGGAUGCACCAACUACUACAACUUUCUAGAGUGUGAGGAAACCAAGGACCAAAGUUACUAUGGGAAAUUCUUGUCACUUCCACAAGUGAGACAAGCCAUCCAUGUGGGAAACCGGACUUUCAAUGAUGGUGCUGAUGUUGAGAAGUACUUGCGAGAGGACACAGUGCAGUCGGUGAAGCCCUGGCUAGCUGAGAUAAUGGAUCACUACAAGGUUCUGCUUUACAAUGGCCAACUGGAUAUCAUUGUGGCAGCCGUCCUGACAGAGCGCUCCUUGAUGACCAUGGACUGGAAGGGAUCACAGGAAUACGAAAACACACAAAGAAAGGUUUGGAAGAUCUUCAAAUCUGAUAACGAUGUGGCUGGUUAUGUGCGACAAGUGAAUAAAUUCCACCAGGUAAUUGUCCGGGGCGGAGGACACAUUUUGCCCUAUGACCAGCCGCUGAGAACUUUUGAUAUGAUCAAUCGAUUCAUCUUUGACAGAGGAUGGGAACCUUAUAAUUCAUAAGCUACUUUCCUUAAACAGCUAAGAGUUUUAAUCACAAAAGAGUAAAAAAAAAUAUAAGAAUGCCAUGUAAAUAAGAAAUGGA